CUGAUUACAAUUGUGUGACUGGGUCCUUAGGAGCUGUCAGACAACGCAAACUGGGGGUCGGCGGAAGACUAGAUUUUAUUCCCAGCUGUGUGAACUGACUGCAGUAGCCAAAAUGUUCGAGGAGGCGAGUGAAGUGUUCGAUAACAUGUUCAAAUCCUCAUUUCCCCUUACCUUUAUUGUGUUUAUCCCCGCGGUACUCAUCCUGGUGUCGCCGCUCCCGGCCGAAGCGGCACAUGAGUUCACCGUGUAUCGCAUGCAGCAGUAUGACCUGCAGGGACAGCCCUACGGCACCAGAAACGCCAUCCUGAACACCGAGGCCCGGACUGUGGAGGCGGAGGUACUAAGUCGCCGCUGUGUCAUCAUGCGGCUGGCGGACUUCUCCUACGACAAGUAUCAGAAAGCCUUGCGUCAGUCGGCGGGGGCGGUGGUCAUCGUCCUGCCCCAAAACAUGUCCACCAUGCCGCAGGACAUCGUGCAGCAAUUCAUGGAGCUAGAGCCGGAGAUGUUGUCCACUGAGACCAUCGUCCCUGUCUACUUUGCCAUGGAAGAUGAUGAGCUGCUGUCUAUUUACACCCAAACCCUGACCUCCUCCUCCUCGCAGGGAUCUCUGUCUGCAGCAGAAGUGUUGCUGCAUACGGCCACUGCAAAUGGCUUCCAGAUGGUCACCAGUGGUGCUCAGAGCAAAGCCAUGAGCGACUGGGCCAUCACCAGUCUGGAGGGGCGCCUGGCUGGCGUCGGAGGAGAGGACCUGCCCACAAUAGUUGUGGUGGCCCAUUAUGACUCCUUCGGGGUCGCUCCGUGGCUGUCCUACGGCGCCGACUCAAACGGAAGCGGCGUGUCCAUGCUGCUGGAGCUGGCCCGCCUCUUCUCGAAGCUCUACACCUACAAGAGGACACACGCCGGAUACAACUUGCUGUUCUUUGUAUCUGGUGGAGGGAAGUUCAACUACCAGGGCACCAAACGCUGGCUAGAAGACAAUCUGGACCACACGGACUCCAGCCUGCUGCAGGACAACGUGGCCUUUGUGUUGUGUCUCGACACUUUGGGCAACGGAGACGCUCUGCACCUGCACGUGUCCAAGCCUCCCAAAGAGGGAACUCCUCAGCACGCUUUGCUCAAGGAGCUGGAGAUGGUUGCCGGCAGCCAGUACCCGGGGCUCAAGUUCUCCAUGGUCCACAAGAAAAUCAACCUGGCCGACGACAUGCUGGCCUGGGAGCACGAGCGCUUCGGGAUCCGCCGCCUGCCGGCCUUCACGCUCUCCCACCUGCCCUCGCACCGCCUGGCGCGGCGCUCCAGCAUCAUGGACGUGCGGUCAGUGUCUCCCUUUCCUCGCCACGGAGCGGGAGAGCCCCCUGCUGGGCCUCAUGUUGACAUCCAGAAGCUCGGCAGGAACACCAAAGUGGUGGCAGAGGCGCUCGCCCGAGUCGUCUACAAUCUCACAGAAAAGGGAGCUCCCAGCGACCUGCAGAUCUUCACCGAGCAAAUGAAGGUCCAAGAGGAGCACCUGGCCGCCGUGGUGGACUGGCUCACAGCACAGCCGCGAGCCGCCCAGCUGGUGGACAAGGACAGCAGCGUGGUGUCCACCUUGGAGUACCACCUAGGACGCUACCUCAAAGACGUGAAGAAGCACUACGUCAAAGCAGACAAAAGGGAUCCAGAGUUUGUGUUCUAUGAUCAGCUCAAGCAGACCAUGAAUGCAUACAGGGUAAAGCCGGCCAUCUUUGAUCUGCUGCUGGCCGUCUGCAUUGCUGCAUACCUGGGCGCCAUGUACCUGGCCAUACAGAACUUUGGCGUGUUGUACAGCGUGGCCCGUAGAGUCACACAACCCAAAACCAAGACAAACUAAGACCACACACCUUCUCAACCCACAAACUCUACUCCUAUUUUUUAUUUUAUUUUAUUGGGACGCUCUCAGGAUGUUCCCCCCCCCAACCCUCCAUCCGCCUCUGCUGCACACCUACAAUGAUGUCACAUCCUGUCCUUGCUGCCAACAUCCAAAUCUCACUUCAUACUCACCCCACACACACACCUCUUUUUUUCCCCACGUAAGACAGGGGUGUCCAACGUGCAGCCUGGGGGCCAUUUACGGCACAUUUGUAGAAAUAAAAUGCUACAAUAAAACAGCAAAGAAAAGGCACAAUGUCAAGAGAAAAAGCAUAAAUGGUCAUAUAUUAGAAUUUACAAUAAUAUAUACAGUAUGGAUCACAAUACAACUCAAAUCUUUUUUUUUUGCCAAACAAAAAAUAGAAUACAAAUAUUCUUUCAUAUUUGUCAGUAUGCGGCUCUCGGUGGAAAACGUUUGGGCGCCCAAGUCUGUCUUAGGUAAAUAUGAAUUAUGUUCAUGUCUGUGUCUUCCAUCAGGUUUAUGUCAGAUAUCUCGUGUGUGUGUGUGUGUGUGUGUGUGUGUGUGUGUGUGUGUGUGUGUGUGUGUGUGUGUGUGUGUGAUAGAGACAAGGUGGGACGUACACUAGCGGUCAAAAGUUUGGAGACUCU
Messenger RNA from Dunckerocampus dactyliophorus (ringed pipefish), 2493 nucleotides. RefSeq names its product nicalin (gene ncln). The record is from RefSeq and is a predicted model, not a curated record. Bases 113 to 1846 code for a protein of 577 amino acids. The transcript is spliced from 15 exons. Gene Ontology annotation, biological process: regulation of signal transduction. Gene Ontology annotation, cellular component: endoplasmic reticulum membrane. NCBI's taxonomy places the organism in Eukaryota, Metazoa, Chordata, Actinopteri, Syngnathiformes, Syngnathidae.